AUACGUGUGCGGCUUGGUUGAAGUUGCUUGUUAAAACGCCAUGCAUUGCAUGGUUAUUUCAUCGGACUUACCGUGGUAAAUGUGCAAUAACAACACAAAAUAGUGAUGAACAGGCAACUUUCCCGAGCCGCGCAUACGUAUCAGGUGCCCGCGCAAUUUUUAUGGUGCCUAAUGUAUGACGAGUUGUGCAUAUCUAUUUUGUUUAGUCAGUUUCUGUCUGUUGACCCGAAGUCAUGAUGUUCACGAACAAAGCGAGGAUGACCACACUACUCGUCAUCUGCGUCCUAACAAUGGUGUUCUACAUCGGAGUUCAUCAAGGGCGCGUCAGUGAAUACGUGAAGAUUGCAUUGGGCUACAUCAACGAUGACGUCAAUCCCCCAGAUGUUAUGACCAGAAACGGAACAUUAUUCGAACGUCAACCCGUCCAACAAAUUGGCACCGGCAUCGCAAAAAUCGACGCUGAAGAAGAAACAGUGCACGAAAGAAGCGACGUAGUUGGAGUCGGUGGGACCAUGAUCGAUUUAGAGACUGCCGAGCCAAAAGAGCUGAUGAAUCGGAUGGUGAUAGUGACUGCGACAUCGCAGAAUCAUUUGAAGGAAUCGAAGGGAAUGAUCGGGAGCGUGCAGGAAUUCCUGCCAAACACAAGAAUCGUAAUGUACGACCUGGGCCUGACUCCAAGUGGUAUCAAAGAGGUGCGGCGUCUUUGCAAUGUAGAACUUCGACCGUUUGAUUUCAGCAGGUACCCGUCACACGUCAGGAAUCUCUUAAAAUUCGCCUGGAAACCGCUUAUCAUUCAGGAGGCGUUGAAUGAGUUUGGCAUCGUCUUUUGGUGCGACGCGUCAGCGCGAUUCAAGAGAAAUCCACUGGUCCUGUUCUCAUUGCUUAAAGAGCAACACGGCUUCAUGAGCGAAGUCGUUCAGUACAAACCUGAUUACAUGCUGAUUCGUACUCACCCUAAGAUGUUUGAGGCACUAGGCAUAGACAGGGAGAAAUUCAAGAAGGACGACGGCUACGCCAUGUGCAUCGAGGCCAACCGCCUGCUGUUUGUGAACAGCGCCCUUGUGCGAAGGAACAUCAUCGAGCCUUGGGUGGACUGUGCACUUAGGCCCGCCUGCAUCGCCCCGAAUGGGAGCGUCAUACGGCAAUUCAUGGCGGGACCAAAGCUGUACACGCACCGUUUUGAUGAGGCCGCACUCGCCCUAAUCAUCUACAAGAAUCUGAGGGGUGUGUUCAAGGAGCAAAAUGACCGGUCGGAAUUGUUUCAUGACGUUGUCAAACUGUCCCGUUCCAGUCAAGGCUACGAAAAGGCGAAGGUCUGCAAAAGCUUAGCUACCAUACUCGAAUGAAUAUUCAUCCAGAACACUUUCUUAAAGUUACAUGACAUGUUGUGCGCUUGGACUAAGUUAAAAUAUGGGUUUAGAAGAAGUACAUUAAUCGUAAAACAUUCUAGGGUAAGCAAAGCAACUUGACUCAAGCCAGAUUGAAAUCUAUAUACGAACUAAAAUCGUACUGUUUAGGCCAAAAAAAAAGUCUCCGGUUUCUGGUAUGGAGCUUGCCCAAAAAGUGGUGCGGU
Patiria miniata (bat star) is the source of this 1573-nucleotide messenger RNA. RefSeq lists its product as uncharacterized. Bases 234 to 1346 code for a protein of 370 amino acids. The transcript is spliced from 4 exons. The record is from RefSeq and is a predicted model, not a curated record. Lineage: Eukaryota; Metazoa; Echinodermata; Asteroidea; Valvatida; Asterinidae.